UCUACCUCCCUGCGCCUCAAGACCGGUCUCUCCUGUGUCUUAGUGAAAUGGAUGGAUGACGUCCAAGAAUCAAAUCACUUACUGCGCUUCAUUUUAAAACCAUUAGAUUAUCAAAAAAUGAACUGCAUUAAAACUCUUCUUCUUCUGACAGCAACACCUCCUGCUUCGACGCUGUCGUUAUUUUCACCUUUAUUUCAUCUCUUUGUUUUCAGUGAAGAAUGAACGAACUCACGGCGACUCGGCAGAAGAAACGAUGACGCUCCUCACUCAUAAAAGGUCCGGGGCCCUUUUUUUUCAGGGUCUUCCAUAAAGAGUGAUGCUUAUUAACUGUGGUUCAGACACCCCACCCACGCACCCCCACAACACGCACACACCCUCCCUCAUCUCCUAACAGGUGGUCUGUCUGUAACAAGUGAACAGGUGUCUCUUUGUGGAUCCGCCAAGAGACAGCAAGCUGAAAAAGAAAAAAAACCCCAACAACAAACAAGCAGCCUUGUCCUGUUAAUUAGCACCAGAGCGCUUUGCUUAUUAUCUCAGUCUGAAGUUUAGUUAAACGCUCGACUUCUGAGCCGUUCAGACGCAGCUUGUCUUUCAGUUGGGGCCUCUAAGAAGUUUCCGAGCGAACGGGGAUCUGCUGCAGCUCAGAGUCCAUCGGCGGAGCGGGGAACAAUAUUUGCCGCCGGCUGACACGUCUCGGCAAGGCUCCACGGCGGCCGCUGGUGUGUGUGGGAAGCGCUGACGGGGGGACGACCCACGAUGUGUUUGUGGAUUCAGUGACACUCUUGACGUAACGAUCCUCAAAGUCAACACAAUCAGCUGGCAGUCAUUUGUUUGUGUGUGUGUGUGUGGAUGAAAAUGGCGUCUUCACACUGCGGGGCAUGUCUUCAUUCCUGGACAAAGCAUUCGUAUAAACACUGUAAAUCACACACAGGCAGGGUUGAGGAAUAUGAAGGGAACUUGGCUGACCUGUUUGGUCCAGGCCGCCACAGAAAGGCCCGAUGAACCAUCUUAAAAUAUUAAGUGGCCAACGAAUAUGUACACACUGGCUGAGCGUGCUCGAGUUACUGGAGUCCCACGAGAGGGCUCGCCGAGCAAAAUAAUAUACAACCAUCUGAGGCACAGCUCGUUAAUUCUGACCCAUACGUUCAGGACAAGCAAAUGCUGAUACUGAUUCAUUCGUCUGUGUCAGUGCGAGUAUGAAACCGGGAACCUGCACACUGUCAAUGCUGCAGAGGGAAGAAACAGAGCUCAGUUCUUUGAAGUGAUUGUGGGCGGGGCCCUGAUGUGUUUCACCUGUGCGCUAUUCCCCUCUGUCAUUUCAUCUGUUUGCUUCAGAUCUUAAUACCUCCACUGAAGAAAAACUCUGUCCAGUGGCUGUGCAAAGUGUGAGGGGUUGAUUUGUUGAAUUAUCUGUUUUGAAAAGUUGCAGGACGCUAUUUGACCCGCCGACCUCUGACAUCAGAAAGGCGUGUGGAGAGCGGGAGAAUCCAACAGGUAUUUUUGUUUGAACCGCACUGACACUGUUAAAAUAUCCUUUCUGGAUGAAACCAAAACAAAGAAUGAAUGGCUGAACUUUAAACUGGGUUUCUGAAUUUAUCCUUUAGACCGUGCGAAGGCGUAGAGAAAACUGAUGGAAGAAGUUCUGUCAGAUCAGUUGUAAGACGACGCAGCAUCAUGUCUGUCAGAGUAAUCAUUGAAGUUUAAUAAAAAGUACAAAUAAAACAGAAAAAAGACGGACUUACUUCAACUCAUCUGUGAUUGUUUUUGACGCGGUUUCAUUCUGUCAGCAGAUGUUUUAACUGAAUUUAAACUGUGACACUUGAAAGUACCUUUGUGUUGUUGUCCUGCAGGUUUUGGUUUGAAACUGACAAUCACAAACAACAGGUGAUGACUGGAUAUCAUCAUUGUAGGAGGGAAUCGAACCUGUGACCUCGCUGCUUUAUGACAGAAUCACCACAAAUGAUCUCUUCACUUUUUUCUCCACAGUUGGAAGCAGGAAAGUCACAUUUAAUAGAACAGAUUUAUUAUAGUUGUGAGGUUUUUUUUUUUUUUUUUUUUAGCUCACUGUGCUGAGAUCACGUGUAUUGUGAUUUAGUGCUAAACAAAUAAAAUGGAAUUGAAUUGAAUAAGUAAAAUAUUUUAGUGCGUUGAACCUUUUUUGACGAUUGGACUGAUUUAUGACUUGGGUGAAACUUUCUUAUCUGGGGAUUUUUCUGAAGUAAUUCAGAUGGUUUCUGGCAGGAUACAACUUGUGGGGAAAAAUACAGAAAAAAUAAAAUGACACAGCAAAAAGAAGUGAAGCCUUGUGUGUUUAAAUUUGUAGAUAGUUCACUUCUUCUGCUGUCAUUUCCUGUAUUAAUCCACAAUCUGAUCAAUAAAAUGUCUCCUGUCCAGAGCUCAGCAUGAGGCAGCUUCUCCUGUCAGCAUGUGCACGUAUCAGAUGAUAAGGUGGACUAAAGCCUAUAAAUACGGCUGCCCGAGUCUCCUGGUGAGCCACUGCUUAAACUCUGCUGCCUGCGACACCUGAGGAUCUGCGCUGUCUGAGCCUCCUGCGUCCGGAACGUUUCAUUAUUUAGGUUCAACUCUUCCCGCAUGGACAGAGGCGCCUGAGAGCAGUCGUUCUUCUUCACGUGUUUUUUUUUGGUUUGUUUGUUUUUUGUUUUUCUUCUCAUGAAUUAAUUAUUCGCGCCCUCGGAUCUAUUGAAACGAUGUCUCCUUGUGCGUAAAAUGCCGCGCUCAGUGCGUCCUGGCGCGGACGAUUCCUUGGAAAAUGUGCGGUGUCAGUCGCGUUUCCUUCACGCCCCGCUGUCGUGGAUCGGUGCUGAGCAGGAGUGGCAUCUCGGCGACAAAAUCUGGAUGAAAGAGCGUCCUUUAGAGCUCAGGCAUGCAUCGAGUAAUGAGAUCAUUGGCGUUAUAAAUAUCCCCGUGCCAGCAAAACAACUCCAGCUACUGCAGCCGGGGUAAUGCCCAGGAGCGCUGCACGCGUGUGUGCGCACGGUUUCUGGUGCCCAGACCUCAGGAGCGACACCAAAAAUGCCAGAAGUGGCCUAGCGAGCGUCUCCUCUUUGGAAGAAUGAAUGUUCCUCUUUACCUUCUGACCUUCGCUCACUUGAUUUGCGCCGCCGCCGGAGAGGAGCACGUCUCUUUGGAGCGCCAACUUCUGGAGGAGGGGAUCAGAUCGGGACGCAGGACUUGCAGGCUCUACUGUAGGGUUGGCAUCGGCUUCCACCUCCAGAUUCAUCCCGACGGCAGAGUGAACGGCAGCCAUGAGCCCAACCAGCUGAGUGUCCUGGAGCUCUUUGCGGUUUCUCAGGGGGUCAUCGGCAUCAAAGGGGUCUACAGCAACAGAUUCCUGGCCAUGAAUAAAAGAGGACGGCUCCACGCAACCGAGUGGUUCACAGACGACUGUAAGUUCAGGGAACGUUUCCAGGAGAACAGCUACAACACUUACGCCUCAGUAAUCCACAGGAACCACAGGACUGGUCGCGAGUGGUUUGUGGCCCUCAACAAGAGGGGAAAAGCUAAAAUGGGCUCCAGCCCGCGGGUCAAAUCCCAGCAUGUCUCCACCCACUUCUUGCCAAGGGUCAGUCUGUAUGACAGGAGCGAGCGAGGCUUCACCAUCACGAACAGGAGCAAAGAGAGGAGGAAAUCCCCGCCGCCAGCACCGCCCAAACCUCCCUUGGCGAAGGCUAACGUCCACGCGGGAACAGCACCGAGACGCACGCAAGUCAAGUACUGGCCCAAGUACCGGUUUGGAUAGAUAUCACAGGGUUUGGCUCUAUCUGUGGAACACAAGGUUGAUAGACAUUGGACAUGUACCGUAAGUCAUGGGCGUGCCCAAAAGAGCGGACAAUGGUCAUUUAUCACAUUCAAAGCAUUCCGGGUAUCUAUGAAGUGUACGAAAAACCUUAAAGGGCUGCCAGGUACAACUAUUGAGCUUGUCUUUGCUGAAGCUAUGAUCAUAGUUGGGAGUUGUCUUUCCGCUUGAGUUGAUUGUUUUUUGUUGAACAUGGUGAACUUUGGCAAAAUGUCCUGUAAAAAUCAGACUCUGUUAAAUCCAUAACUUUCUCCAUAUUCUUAGUGAAACUUACUUGAAAUGAUUUUUGAAUUAUACAUCAAAGACAGAAGAGCCGUCCAUGCUGUUCUGCCAUCUUUCAAGCUGAAUGAAAAUGACCUCAGUGGACCUGUAAUGGCCUCUAUCAUUUGUCAGUUAGGUAAUUUGUUUGUCAUUAAAGAACUGUCCAAAAAUGUUAUAUUAUGGGGUGAGUGCAGACUAAGAAACGAGAAGGGUAGUGUGAACCUUUAUGGGAGAGCAGAGUAGGGUCCUUUAAGUUUUUCCACCCUAGAUUUAUAUUUCAUUUCCACAUUUCCUUGUGAUAUCUAAAAAAACUUUCUGAUCAUAAUCAACUAACAGCUAAUACAAAACCAAUGUGGAUUUUUUAUUAUUAUUAUUAUUAGUUGUUGACCAUUAUCUCUAGCAAAGGGGGCAUAAUUUUUCACUAGCUAACAGUGGCCCCCACCAUUAUUUUACAGUAGAUGCCAGAUAUUAUGGAAAAGGACACUUUUUUUCCUCGCUAAUUAUGAUUGCAAAAAAAUUAACAGUCACUUGCCGAGAGCUUCAGCCAUCAUUGCAUCUACAAUGAAAGAGGUUAAAAUACGACCUCUGAGCAGUUCUAUGUCUUCAGGGCAGACUGAACGCUACAGUGACUUGGUAUUGGAAAGUGACGAGAUAAUCCGACCAGGCUGGGACUAGCUGGUUAAGCAUGCUAAAUUCAGUAAAAGAAAAUAAGUGAUCGUUCAACAGCUGUUAAUGCUAAUGCUGGCUAUGUAGCAUUAGCAAAACAGCUCCUUUAAAAUGUAUAAAAUUAGGAGGGAAGCACAAAACAUAAUUGUUAAAUUCCAUAAUUUUAUCGGCAUCGUCAGCCAGAAAAGUAAGUUGCCACUCAAUGAAACUCAAUUGUGGCAAACAGACAGCAAAUCCAACGACGUUUUAGCAGCUAAUCACACAUGUAAAUGACAAACUUAUGAUGGUAAAGACAAAAGAUGUUUUUAACUUCGGCAGUAAACACUAGAAAAUAAUUAUAUCAUAAAUAUGUCUGAAAUGAUGUGACAAAUCUGACUCAAAGGCAUAAUUUUUUUUAGCCACUGCUGAGACAUGAGAGGCUCUCUCAAACCUGGCUUGGAAAGUGCUUCAAACAUGUCUCCUGCCUAAACAUACACACCAGCCAACUGUCCUUUCCCUAACACCAGAUUUGUGAUAAUCAACAUGAAAAUAAAGACCGGCUCUCCGGAGGCCCUCCCCUCCUCCUGGACAGCUGUGGGGGAUCAAGGAGAAAACUGUCCAUCAAAACUAUCAUUUUAGCAACCGGCUGUCCCUCGGAAAAAUCUAGAGUCACGACCUCGCCGCAUUCCACCCAGGAGGAGCGCACACCGCCGUCACCACGGGGAUAAAGAUGCCGAGAAGGAACGCACCCGUGUUUUGGGGAAGGUUUCAAGCUGUAGGUGUAUCAGAUGGCAAACAGCCGUGGAAUGGCAGUGGACAUCUCUGGGGACGAAGACAGGCUUAGGUUGUGGAGAAUGAACGAAGGCCUGAACCAUAAAUUUGUGCUGUCUUUAAUUUAAUUGUUUGACAUACAGGAGCUUGGGGCAAAUUUAGCAGAAGCAUUAAAAAGAAAUUCAAAUUAAUGAUCUAUGUCACAGCCUGUGUAUUAACCUUUGGAGAAAAAAAUGUUUCAAAGUGUAAAAAUAUGAAACUAUGGGACAUUUUUAAAUAUGAAUCAUUUUGUGCAACAGUGUAAACCAAACGAUUUACAGAUGUGGUUAAGAUUAGUGCAAUGUCCUGAAAAUGCAGGCGAUAUGAAAGCACUCAGAGUUCUGUUACCCAACUGUGUAACCCGCAGGCUCGGCCAGGGUUCAGGCCUGGUUAUUUUCAAAUGUAUUUAUUAAGAUAUUUCUUUCUCUGACUGUGCUAAGAAUCUGCUUUCAUGUGUGCAGCAUUGUUCUGUAAGUAAAAUAGCCAGUGAGAUGAGGGUGUUGCCUGGCAGAAGGACAAAAUAAUGCAAAAACACAUCAGGUCUCAGAUUUUGCAGGGGUCAGUUUUAAAGCUGUGCAGAACGCUAUGUGUGCUAUGAGCUUAUUGUUAUAAUAAAAAAUGUUAUAAAUACAUGAAAUGACAGAGAAUCAUGGGAUGCAACGACCAGUAAAAUGAAGUAAAAUGCCUCUGUGAUAUGAGGUUAAUACACAGGUGUCAGCCAGUGCUUUUGCUCUUGUCAUCAUUCAGACUGUAUGUUUUUCUGCAGGUUACCAGUUGACAGAGGCCCUUAUUGGCUGUAGAUAUCUUGAUGCUGUUAUGUUUGUUUGUUUUUUAAAUGAUCUUCUGUGUUGUCAUCAUGUUGUGUGGUCUUCAUACACAUCCCAAAGAAAUAUUUUUUGUACCAGAAUUUCUUUUUUUUUUUUUAAUAAAAACUUAUGUAUCAAGAAGAGUUUUUAUGUAAUAUGAAUAUUACAAAUAAA
Molecule: messenger RNA, 6513 nt
Organism: Seriola aureovittata
Lineage: Eukaryota; Metazoa; Chordata; Actinopteri; Carangiformes; Carangidae
Gene: fgf5
Product: fibroblast growth factor 5
Exons: 5
Coding region: 3074-3760 (228 amino acids)
Biological process (GO): animal organ morphogenesis; fibroblast growth factor receptor signaling pathway; positive regulation of gene expression
Cellular component (GO): cytoplasm
Molecular function (GO): fibroblast growth factor receptor binding; growth factor activity
Source: RefSeq, a predicted model, not a curated record